ACGUUGCCCUCUUCUCUUCUCUACAUAAUCCUCGUCCUGCUACGCGUGUUUCUGCUCUGAACCCAACAACCACCAACGCCAUUAACAACCACUGCACCAACCGCAUCACCGGAAACGGCAAUGGCGAACUCGAACUUGGAAGAUGUUCCCUCUGUGGAUCUCAUGACCGAGCUUCUCCGGCGGCUGAAGUGCUCUUCCAAGCCUGACAAGCGUCUCAUCCUCAUUGGCCCACCUGGAUCUGGAAAAGGCACCCAGUCUCCAAUCAUAAAGGACGAGUACUGCUUAUGCCACUUAGCUACUGGUGAUAUGUUAAGAGCAGCUGUAGCAGCUAAAACCCCUCUUGGCAUUAAGGCUAAAGAAGCUAUGGAAAAGGGAGAACUUGUUUCUGAUGACUUAGUUGUUGGCAUUAUAGAUGAAGCAAUGAAGAAGCCAUCUUGUCAGAAAGGUUUCAUUCUAGAUGGUUUUCCUAGAACUGUGGUCCAAGCUCAGAAGCUUGAUGAGAUGCUGGGAAAACAGGGACUUAAAGUUGAUAAGGUGCUCAAUUUUGCGAUUGAUGAUGCAAUCCUUGAGGAGAGAAUUACUGGUCGCUGGAUACAUCCAUCCAGUGGAAGAACCUACCAUACAAAAUUUGCUCCUCCUAAGGCCCCUGGCGUUGAUGAUGUUAGUGGUGAACCUCUGAUCCAGCGCAAGGAUGACACUGCAGCUGUUCUUAAGUCAAGACUGGAGGCAUUUCAUAAGCAAACUGAACCGGUUAUUGAUUACUAUUCAAAGCAGAGUUUGGUUGCUAAUCUUCAUGCUGAGAAGCCUCCCAAAGAGGUGACAGUUGAAGUCGAGAAAGUGUUGUCUCAAUAGAGUUCCCUGUUGGGCACUCAAGCUCAAACUGCAUUUUUUAUACAGGAAAACUUAGUUUGUCACAUUGUGUUUCAAAUUCAAUACAUUCUGAAAUGCGCUUACUUUUUAGCUUUACUGCAAACGCCGGCUGUUCUCAAACUCAAAUUUGAAGAGUUACUUUGAUGAAAUAAAAAGGUCAAAUUUGGAUUA
Messenger RNA from Lotus japonicus, 1041 nucleotides. RefSeq names its product adenylate kinase 4. Bases 121 to 852 code for a protein of 243 amino acids. Lineage: Eukaryota; Viridiplantae; Streptophyta; Magnoliopsida; Fabales; Fabaceae. Gene Ontology annotation, molecular function: ATP binding; AMP kinase activity. Gene Ontology annotation, cellular component: mitochondrion; cytoplasm. The record is from RefSeq and is a predicted model, not a curated record. Gene Ontology annotation, biological process: nucleobase-containing compound metabolic process. The transcript is spliced from 6 exons.